CCACUGUCCGUCCUGCUCCGGUCGGGAGACAACACAGAGACACUUACUCAGGACAGGAGUGAUAUAGCAACUAGCUGAGUAUCGGCUUCCGACAAGAUUUCCUCUGGGAAAAGGGAAAAACUGGAUAUAGAGGGCAAAGAAACCGUCUUAUAUUUUAUUUUUUACAUGAGAGGUCGCGAUCUAAAACAGCCGCUCACUGCUACGACACUGCUUGAAGCUACUGCUGAAGGAGUCGGUCAAGUGCGGUGAAGUUAUCAUUUUGUUGUUGUUUUAUAGUUUGCAACUUUCUCAGGGUACAUGUAACUGCACUGCAAUAGGCAUUAUCGCGAGAGGAGGUUAUUAAUUAACUGGAUUCGAACAUUGUUAGUAAAUUAUUUUCUACUAGGCAUUUCUGCGGUAGACCCACUCUGCUGAUAGCAGCACCGGCGCUGCUGGAGACUGUGGCUCUUUUGAAAAGUGCACUUCCAAGGUUACUAAGAAGGCAGCGACUUUGAUGUGUAUUAAAUGAGACAUGCGCUCUAGUGGGUAGCUCCCGCUAGAGAUAACAGAGCACAGUACGCAAAGAAAGGUGAAACGGUCUGUCAAAAAAACUUGAAAGAGAAAGCUGUAAGGGCUCAUAGUUUCACACGAGUGAAAAUAACUCACCGACAUUUAUGGAGGCUCAGCUUGUAGUGUGGUUCUGACUGAGGAAUGGGGCUCUUUUUUAGGAUGCAAGUGCAUUGUUGAACACUGUAGUAGCAUUCUUGCUAGGGGACAGUUUAUAGUGUUUCUUAUAUUAGGGGUUUUAUCGCCUAAACUAGCAACUAGCAAAGGGAAAAACUCGUCAAACACUUCGUAUUACACCGUCGGGAGUGAACCGAGACGAACGACGAGUGAUUUCGCUCGGACCAUGGCCUCCACCUCGCGGAACAGCUGCUUCUGGUUGCUCUGGAGACGGACCUUCCUCGCGCUGUGGCUGUGCGCGCUUGUGGCGCGUGGAGCAGACGAUGACAGCACCUUCAACUCAGAGGCAUGGCUGAGGAUGUACGGUUACUUGCCCCAGGCCAGCAGGCAGAUGUCCACCAUGCGAUCAGCUCAAAUCCUGUCCAACGCCAUCAGCGACAUGCAGCGGUUCUACGGCCUGGAGGUCACCGGACAGAUGGACCCUCAGACCAUAAGUGCCAUGAAGAGACCCCGCUGCGGUGUGCCUGACAAGUUUGGAGGCCAGAUCAAAACCAAUGUGCGGCGGAAACGCUAUGCCCUUACAGGACAUAAAUGGAACAAGAGCCACCUCACUUACAGUAUCCAGAACUACACCCCCAAGAUCGGAGAGUAUAACUCAUAUGAAGCCAUCCGUCGGGCGUUUAAAGUCUGGGAGAGGGUGACCCCAUUGACCUUUGACGAAAUUCCCUACCAGGAGAUCAAAUAUGGACGCCGCAAGGAGCCGGACAUUAUGAUCUUCUUUGCUUCGGGUUUUCACGGAGACAGCUCUCCUUUUGACGGGGAAGGAGGCUUCCUAGCUCAUGCCUACUUUCCUGGACCUGGAAUGGGCGGGGACACACACUUUGACUCGGAUGAACCGUGGACCAUUGGAAACCAGAACGUACAAGGUAAUGACCUCUUCCUGGUGGCAGUCCAUGAGCUUGGCCACGCCCUGGGUUUAGAGCACUCCAACAACCCAUUGGCCAUCAUGGCUCCCUUUUACCAAUGGAUGGAGACGGACGACUUCCAGUUGCCUGAGGACGACCGGCGAGGCAUACAGCAGAUCUAUGGUCAACCAGACAGCGGCCCUACCCAAGCACUACCCACCGUGACCCCCCGCCGCCCGGAGCCCAGACCACCGCAACCACCUCCCCGGCAUCCUGAUCGCCCCAGGACCACAGAAAGACCAGAUCACUAUGGACCCAAUAUCUGCGAAGGAAACUUUGACACUGUAGCGAUGCUCCGAGGAGAGAUGUUUGUUUUCAAGGGCCGUUGGUUCUGGCGGGUGCGUAGGAACAGGGUUCUGGAUAACUACCCCAUGCCCAUCAGUCACUUUUGGAGGGGUCUGCCUGGAGACAUAGAUGCUGCCUAUGAGAGACAUGACGGCAGGUUCGUCUUCUUUAAAGCGAACAGAUUCUGGCUUUUUAGGGAGGCUAACCUGGAGCAGGGCUAUCCAAUGGAGCUGGUUGAUUAUGGACAAGAUAUUCCGUACGACCGAAUAGACACAGCCAUCUGGUGGGAGCCGUCGGGCUACACUUACUUCUUCCAAGGAGACUGGUACUGGCGCUUCAACGAGCAGUCCCGCUUGGCUGACCGAGGUUACCCGAAACCAAUCAGCGUCUGGGGAUCAUCAGUGCCCUCCUCGCCCAAGGGGGCCUUCCUCAGCGACGAUGGAGCUUACACCUACUUCUACAAGGGUUCCAAGUACUGGAAAUUUGACAACCACCGCAUGAAGAGCGAACCAGGCUACCCCAAGUCCAUCCUGAAAGACUUCAUGGGCUGCAGCGUGGACCUGGACCCAGACAGAGACACAGACACGGACUCAGGACGCAAAUACCCAGAUGUGAACCGCCCACCGUUCAACCCGGACGUGAACGGACGGGAUGGCGACAAGGGCAAGGACCGAGAGGGAACGGAUCGAGGCGGAACAGACAAAGAUACAGGUAAAGGGUCGGAUGACAAAGACGAAGACUACCGCGAGGGCCACGAGGAAGACACCAACGAGGUGGACGUGGUGCUGAAGGUGGACGACAGCGAGGAGCGGACCAUGAACAUCCUGAUGGUAACCAUCCCACUGGUCCUGGUGCUGUGCAUCCUGGGACUGAUCUAUGCCAUCAUAAACACGCUGCAGAGCAAAGGGGCGCCGCGACUGCUGGUGCACUGCAAACGCUCGCUGCAGGACUGGGUCUGACCCUCUACAUUAGGGGGACACUGAACUUUGAACUUCAAUUGAAAUCUUAGACACCACCACCCGUCCUCUAAUCCAUCCCUCCUCCAUCUGUCUCACGUCUCUGUGCUCAGUGGCUCCUGCAGCUCUUGUGGUAGAAGAUCCAAUACUGUACUGACACACACACACACACACACACACACACACAUACACCACCCUAACCUCCUCUGCCUCCCAUGGUGCUCUACAAUGCGUUGACUGUAGUCUAUUUAUAUGAGAGAAGUUUGCACAUUGUUUUUUUUUUUCAUGUUUUUGUUUUGGUUCAUUUUGUGUGAUUAUUUGUUGUUAUUAUUAUUAUUAUUUCUAAACCAGGAAUUCCCUUCUAUUCUGCCUGCACCGCCUUCCUCCGCCCUCUAAUCUCAGUAGAGGCUUUGUGCUCUCCGAUAACUUGACAUCUGCUUUUGCUAUCACACUUGCAACAAAAGAAAGAAAUGCAAAGGGUCUGAAAAGACAGAGUGAUUUAUAGACGGACCACUGUGCUUCUAGCAGGGCUCGGUAGUGAUCCUCCCUCCUUAUCUCCUUUUUCUUCUUCUUCCUUUGCUCUGCAGUACAGAGUGUCAUGUGGUGGGAGGUGACUUAGAGAGAAACAGGCUUUUAGUCACAACAGACUUGUCACUGUAGUUGACAUUAAGAGGUAUUUUGAGGCCUGCCUUGAGCCCAAAUAUUACCCUCCCUUUGACUCCCUCUGACAGUGAUGAGGCUUCGGCUGUUUCGCAGUCGUUGUCAUACAAACACCACUUUGGUUUUAAAGAAUACGUGCAUUUUUACUACAAUUUAGAUCUUAUUUUUAACCCUUUGAAACUUGGAUCGCCUUCAGUUUUCCUGUGUUGCAUUCAGACUUAUUUCACAAGCAUUUUAACCCUUGAGACGAGAGCAAAUUGGUUUAGAAAAAAAAAAAAAAAAACAGGGAAAAAAGACAAUCAGCAACACUAAAUGUCCUGUAAAUUGCAAAGAAAGGGGGAAAAAAGGACACUUUAGCCAGGGAAGCUGUUUCCCCAUGCCUCCAGUUUUUAAGAAAAAGAUCAAUGUUAUAUUAUCACAUAGAAACUGUGGCUUUAAAAAUAAGGACUGACUUGUUUUCCUUCUUUAUCUUGUGCUCACACAGUCAGACAAUGGGUCCACCGUCUUUCUUUUCCUUAUUUGGAAACCCUUUAAAGACCUCCUUGGCUGAAAGGGUUCAGACUUUACAGGGGAUCUCUUCCCUUAACUUUCAUUUAUGUGGCUAAUUCUGUGAGCUUCCUCUCAGUCAACAAUAAGACCUUUUCUUUGUGCAAGAGAAGAGACGGACUAAUGGUUAAUUUAAAGAGUCAGCUCACUGUGAAAUAACACAAGAGAGGGAGCAUUCAUUGCGUCUGUUUGUGUGUAUGUGUGUGUGUGUGUGCGUGACAUAAAACAAGGGAGAAACAAAGCAAAGCCGCAGCCUUUAACUCCAGAACAGGAUGGAGCACUAUAAGUGUAACACAGCAGUGGCCGGGUGCAGCUAAUGUACCGUGCAAUUUGUAAUGGACUUUUUACUGUUAGUGUUUUUCUAAAAGGACAAUUUGAGAGACUUUACAGAUGACCUGCGGUCUAUCUGCUGUAAAUAUAUAAAACAAAGCUGGAAGCAUCGGGGUGGGCUCAGGCCAGGCAAGCUCAUGUGAACAAAGACUAAUCCUCUUCAUUAAAAAACAGCAGGUGUGUGCGAAUGCUGUUAACCUCCGCGACCCCGAAACUAAACCUUGAACUCCCAGAACCAAAACACUCCCCGCUCCCUUUUCAUCUCACAAGAACAGAGAUGGGAAAAAAAGGUACAGAAAAUGUCAAUAUGAACUACUUACUGUAUCAGUUUAAAAAAAAUGUUGUAUUCAGUAUGUGUUGUAUUUUUCCAGGCAGUCAAUGAUUUCUAUUAAUCUUUGUAGAAUAUAAAAGUAAGAGACUAUAAAAAUGCAAAAAUAAUUCACUUGGAUGAAUGAGGCACCUCAAGCAAGUUUUUUAGAGUUUGCUUUCUGAUAUUUAUAUUGGAAGAAAAUUAAUGAACGCCAAUGGCUGCCAUUGAAACGCACUGAAAAAUCUAAAAAAAACCAAAAAAACCCAAACAGAGUUUGCAAAAACAGUUGCUGUAAAAUAGUCCCCACAUUGUUAAAACAUUGUUAAAUAGUAGUUAAGAGUCUACGGUAUGUUAUCCUGAAAAAAAUUUCUUUUUUUUAUCUCAAAAGAAGUAAAACAAUAUUGCUGUUAACCCCUUGCAACCCCUAAACUAAACCUUGAACUCCUGAAAACCAAAACACUCCCUGGGCCCUUUUCAUCUUGCAAGAACAGAGAUGGGGAAAAAGGGUACAGAAAAAUGUCCAUCUGAACUCUGUCAGUUUUAAAAGAUGUUGAACUUUGGCUGCUAUUUUUACUGUUAAUUUUUAUAGCCUUUGAUUUUCAUUUA
Messenger RNA from Plectropomus leopardus (leopard coralgrouper), 5321 nucleotides. RefSeq names its product matrix metallopeptidase 15b (gene mmp15b). Gene Ontology annotation, cellular component: extracellular matrix. Gene Ontology annotation, biological process: proteolysis; extracellular matrix organization; collagen catabolic process. Gene Ontology annotation, molecular function: metalloendopeptidase activity; zinc ion binding. Lineage: Eukaryota; Metazoa; Chordata; Actinopteri; Perciformes; Serranidae. The record is from RefSeq and is a predicted model, not a curated record.